AUGCAGCAGGCCGCCAAGGAGAUGGAGAGCCUCGACUACGACAUGUUUGAGAGCGUCGUCAACAAGUCGGGCUUUGGCUACAAGUACCGCGACGGCCGCGAGAAGAGCCGAUCGAUUGUCGUGCGUUGGGUCCUCACGCUCGUCGCGGGGCUCAUCACGGCCUUGACCGGCAUCGUCCUCCUCCUCUGCACGCAGACGCUCGCGCACGUCAAGCGCGACCUCAUCGACCACUACAUCACGGCUGGGCCACCGACGCUCGUCUUUGGCGUCGUGCUAGGGUUCAACAUGGCCCUUGUCCUUCUCGCGACGGCGCUUACGAUCUUUGGCGAGCCCGUGGCCGCGGGCUCAGGUAUAUCGGAGAUCAAGUCGAUGCUCAACGGCGUCAAGAUUCCACGCAUGUUGCGCUUUCGCACGCUGUGCUGCAAGCUUCUCGGGACCAUCUGCGCCGUCUCGGGCGGGCUGCCCGUCGGCAAGGAAGGGCCGAUGAUCCAUAGUGGCGCGAUCAUUGCGGCAGGUAUCUCCCAGGGCAAGUCGUCGACGUGGGGCUACGAUACCAGUUUUACCUAUUUUGCGGGCUUUCGGAACGACCGCGAGAAGCGCGAUUUUCUCUCAUGCGGCGCAGCGGCCGGCGUCGCCGCGGCCUUUGGUGCGCCCAUUGGUGGCGUUCUCUUCGUCCUGGAAGAAGGCGCCUCGUUUUGGAACCAAACGCUCACGUGGCGCACGCUCUUUUGCGCCAUGGUGUCGACGUUUACGCUCGCGUUUUUCAUUUCGGGUAUGGGCAACGAGGCCGGCCACUCGUGGGGCACGCUCGGGUCGCAGUCGGGCACGUUUACCUUUGGCCCGUUCACGCUCUCGACGUACCAGGUGUGGGAGAUCCCGAUCUUCAUCUUGAUGGGCGCAGGCGGUGGCGUCCAAGGCGCCUUCUUCAACGCGCUCAACACGCGCAUGGCCCGGUUUCGCGCCCGCUGGAUCCAAACCAAAUGCGUGUGGCUGCUCGAAGCGAUGGUGAUCUCGGGCGCCAUCUCUUGCAUGUGUUUUUGGAUCAGCUUCACCUUUGGGACGUGCCACGUAUCGCCCAAGACCCCGGUGGCACCGCUCGACUCGUCCUGGUGGAAGAACACGCUCUUGCCGUGGCACCACAUCACCGACGACGACGAGUACCCGUAUACGCACGACCUUGUCCGGUUUUACUGCCCGCCCGAGUACUACAACGACUUGGCCAGUCUCCUCUUGGCGCCGGGCGAGACAGCGAUCCGCCACCUCUUUCAUGCGCCCCCCGAAACGUUUGACGUCAACAACCUCGUGCUCUUCUGGGGCCUCUCGCUGCUUGCGUCGUGCUGGACGUAUGGCCUCAAGGUCCCCAGCGGUCUCUUCAUCCCCGCGCUCUUGACGGGCGCGGCGUACGGCCGCCUCUGGACGCGCAUCAUCAACGCGAUCACGGCUGCCUUGCAUGCCAAGACCAUCGACCCGCGCGUGUAUGGGCUCAUUGGCAGCGCUGCUAUGCUCGGCGGCGUCACACGCAUGACGAUCUCGCUCACAGUCAUCCUCCUCGAGUGCACAGGCAACAUCGAGUACGGUCUCCCGCUCAUCGUGACGCUCUUCUCGGCGCGGUGGGUCGGCAACUACUUCAACCACGGCAUCUACGACAUCCACAUUCACUUGCGGCACAUUCCGUUUCUGGAUUGGGACCCGCCGUUGCAGGGAUCGCACCUCCGCGUCAAGCAUGUCAUGACACGGCAUCCCAAGUGCCUUCGCACGGUCGAGCGCGCCGGAGCGAUCUACGACCUCUUGUGCCAUACCACGCACAAUGGCUUCCCCGUCGUCGUCGAGGACCCGACGUUCGGCGCCAAGUUCUUUGCCGGCGUCAUCUUGCGCAAGCAGCUCGACGUGCUCUUGUUACGACGCGACUUUUCUUUUGCCAAGCCGACGCCGUUCUCACGCCACCCGCCGAAAACAGCUUCAUCCGCUUCAACCGACGCCGACUGCUUGAGCUACAAGGACAUGGAGGCCAACUACCCGCAUUACCCGCACCCGGCACCAGUCGAUGCGCCCAACGGCCCCUCGUACACGCUGCUUGACGCGCACCGGGACGCGUGGGUCGACCUCACGCCGUACAUGAACCAGACGCCGUUCGUUGUCCAAGAAGAGGCACCGUUCACGCGUGCGUACCGUCUCUUUCGCAGCUCCGGGUUGCGCCACCUUAUUGUCGUCAACCGCCACAACAACGUCCGGGGCAUCAUCACCCGCCGCGAGCUCGAGGAAGAGCACUGCGCGCGCUGCUGGCGACUCUGCCGCCGGCUCAAGGGCCUCGACGACGACGAGGCCGAGCCCGAGACCGACUCGUACAACUACUCGACGCGGUCGCCCUCGACAUUCGUGUGGCGCCCGCCCCGCAUUCUGCGGCGGCACGUCGACCGCGCCGACCAGGUCAAGCGCGUGCUCUCGUCGCUGCACAAGCCGCUCUUGAGCGACGACACGCCUGGCGAUGGCAUCCUAGAGGACGAGAUCGAGGACGAGAUCGAAGACGACGAAGACGACGCGCACGUCUAA
Messenger RNA from Saprolegnia parasitica CBS 223.65, 2550 nucleotides. RefSeq lists its product as hypothetical. Bases 1 to 2550 code for a protein of 849 amino acids. Gene Ontology annotation, cellular component: membrane; intracellular membrane-bounded organelle. The transcript has 10 exons. NCBI's taxonomy places the organism in Eukaryota, Oomycota, Saprolegniomycetes, Saprolegniales, Saprolegniaceae. Gene Ontology annotation, molecular function: voltage-gated chloride channel activity. The record is from RefSeq and is a predicted model, not a curated record. Gene Ontology annotation, biological process: transmembrane transport; chloride transport.